AUGCCUGCUCCGCCCAAGCAGCGUAAGGUCGCCAUCGUCGGCAGCCGCUCAGUCGGCAAGUCAUCUCUCGCAGUGCAGUUCGUCGACGGGCACUUUGUCGAGAGCUACUACCCGACGAUCGAGAAUACGUUCAGCAAGGUGAUCCGGUACAAGGGGCAGGACUACGCGACCGAGAUUGUCGACACGGCGGGCCAGGAUGAGUACAGCAUCCUCAACUCGAAGCACUUCAUCGGCAUCCACGGGUACAUGCUCACGUACUCGGUCUCGUCCCUCCCGUCCUUUGAGAUGGUCCAGGUCAUCCACGAUAAGAUCCUCAACCACCUGGGAACCGACUGGGUACCCAUCGUCAUUGUCGGCAACAAGAGCGACCUGCGCCCUGAGCAGCGCCAGGUCAGCCAGGAGGACGGCCGCAAGCUCGCCGAGAAGAUCAACUGCGGCUGGACCGAGGCCUCGGCGCGGUACAACGAGAACGUCGGCAAGGCGUUUGAGCUGCUCAUUGCGCAGAUCGAAAAGUCGCAGAACCCCAACGAGGCGCCGGCAGGCGGCAAGUGCGACAUCAUGUGA
Microdochium trichocladiopsis is the source of this 564-nucleotide messenger RNA. Its product is annotated as rheb small monomeric GTPase. Gene Ontology annotation, biological process: small GTPase-mediated signal transduction. Gene Ontology annotation, molecular function: GDP binding; GTP binding; GTPase activity. Lineage: Eukaryota; Fungi; Ascomycota; Sordariomycetes; Xylariales; Microdochiaceae. Gene Ontology annotation, cellular component: plasma membrane. The coding region runs from base 1 to 564 and encodes 187 amino acids. The transcript has 2 exons. The record is from RefSeq and is a predicted model, not a curated record.